Molecule: messenger RNA, 684 nt
Organism: Colletotrichum destructivum
Lineage: Eukaryota; Fungi; Ascomycota; Sordariomycetes; Glomerellales; Glomerellaceae
Exons: 1
Coding region: 1-684 (227 amino acids)
Source: RefSeq, a predicted model, not a curated record
AUGAAUUUCCCGCUCAAUCUUCCAUCUGAUAAUCGGUUCGCCAAUGGCCUCGGAGGUGUCUCCGAGAAACUUAAGGCCAGUAUGAAAAGCUGUGAGGCGGGCGAGCAGCAUUUCUCCCUCAAGAACGUUUCGAAAACACCGUCCGCCAAUCCUUUUACUUUUGACUCGGACGUUUGCAUCACUUGUCUUUUUUGCCAUGUUACUAAUCAUUCGACCCAGCUUCUCGCACGAGACUCCGCCAUACUGUCCCGUCUUCCCUUCCUGUUCAACAUGCCAUCCGUCCCACCAACCCUCCUGCAUUGGCAGCUCGUCGUUGGUCCAAGUAGCUUCACCACCACGGAGUCCAGAAACUCUCUUAGCCUACGUAAUCUGUCCAUCUUCCUGCACACCACUUCUCUGUCUGUCUUCCACUCGGUCGCACACACCCACACACUCCGUCUCUCCGUGUGUGUGUCUUUUUCUCAUACACACAUACAUAGUAUGCAUGCAACCACCGCCACUCUCGGCCGAGUAAAACAAAAUCGGAGGGGAAAACAGAGGAGAUGUCGUCUUCUCCUCCAUUCGUGCUACAGUUCGUCGGCACCCUCUCGUCUGUUCUCACAGUUUCGGCACCAGUUCAUCGGUGAUGAAAGUUCCCUCGCGAGCAAUUGGAUUAUCAUAGCAUCUUCAUUGGCCAGAUUUUGA